Molecule: messenger RNA, 867 nt
Organism: Kwoniella botswanensis
Lineage: Eukaryota; Fungi; Basidiomycota; Tremellomycetes; Tremellales; Cryptococcaceae
Exons: 2
Coding region: 1-867 (288 amino acids)
Molecular function (GO): protein binding
Source: RefSeq, a predicted model, not a curated record
AUGCCUCGCAAAGCAUUCUCAAAAUACAGAAUGGUUCCAUGUCCCUGUCCCGCUGACCAUACUUCCCAACGAUUCAUCUCCAAACGACGUCAGAAUCGGAAGGAUGAUGAUAGGCAGAGCUCGGGACGGGGACAUUGUAUGAGAGUGGCAGAAGGUCACGAAGAUACGACAGUGAUAUGUACAACCUGUAGCGAUCGAUGGGGUCAUAGUCAAGCUUCUUCAGCAAUGUGCAAGAGUCGUGCUCAAAACAAUUCCCUCACACGAGCACUGGACGCAUACCCCGCCUACAAAGCGGCGUGUUCAGGAGAGGAUAGGAAUCCACUAGAAUGGCGAUUGUACUACAGAAAAUGGCUCAGUCAAGACCAAGCCGGUGCACCAAACGUUCCUGACGAUGCACGAUCUAUCCGAAAGCCUAGAAGAGUCGCAAAACUUGAUACUACUAGGGAGGAAAAACGGACGUUGAUUCACUCGGAUAACGCAAUCAGAGGUUGGCGAAGCAGGCGAGAGUACAGAGAAGCUUCUGAAGAGCGUCCCUCUAUUGACGCAGGUGACACGAUUAGCGAAACGUAUCCGACGCGGCACCUUCCUGGAUCCGAGAUAGACUUCAAUCGUCCACAAGAAGGGAUCGUCACCAGCUAUGAUCACAGCCUCUCAACUCCCUCUGAAGCAUCUGCAACAUCCCCUUUGACAACGGAUUUUGCAGUGGAGAGCAAACUGUAUGCUACUCUUCUAGUGGAGGGAUAUGGAUCCCCUGAUACGCCGAACUACGGAUUUGGGAAUCAAGAUGCUCUAAUGACAAGCAUUCCAAGCUCUUGUGGGUAUUCUACUAAUCCGGUUUAUACUGAGCCCGAUUGGGAUAUUCCUUAA